This is a messenger RNA of Drosophila novamexicana, 635 nucleotides long. RefSeq lists its product as uncharacterized. The record is from RefSeq and is a predicted model, not a curated record. Lineage: Eukaryota; Metazoa; Arthropoda; Insecta; Diptera; Drosophilidae. The coding region runs from base 146 to 541 and encodes 131 amino acids. The transcript is spliced from 2 exons.
CAAUGACUGAGCAAAAGUUCAGUGCAGAGCAGAGCAUCGGUACUUGCCGGCGGAUACCUUUCGCAGGGAUAAAUAUAAACGGAAAUACAGCUAAUACAAAUAGGUAUUUGUGUUGAUAACAAAACAAAAACAUUAUCUUAAUAAUAUGGAUGCUAGCAAAACUGCACGAAUAUUCAUGCCAACGAAAAAUGUAAAUCUCUUGCUGAAAGAUCUGCCAGCCAAAGAACAAAUACGGAAUUACACGGAAGAACGCGAAUUGGGCAAUAAUAGUCGUCUGUUAAGCAGCAUGGAUCUUCAUGAUAGAUGUGAAACGUUGCUGCAGGAGAAGGAAGAACGCCUAACGGAAGAUGAGCUCGCAGACUUGUCCAUUAGGGGCAUUCCCAAUAAUCUAAGAAAAGAGCUUAAGGCAUCUCUUGGUGGUGAUCGAUCUAUCUCAAACAAAAUUAUUAAAAAAAUUCAAGAGGACUGUGCCAGCAAGAUCUCGCUACUUCCUGAGCUAAAAGAGUUCAGUGAACACGUUGCGGGACAAAUUAAGCAUUAGAAUUAGGUAUAUAUUUUAAUCAAUUGUUGCGGCCAUUACUUAAAUCGUAAUGCGCUCAAAAUAAAACACUUGAACGCUAACAGCCUGACAUAAA